UUGCCUUGUUGCAAAUGCCUGGGCGAGCAGCAGUGCCUGUGGUUGUGCAGGGUGCCCCCAGCUUAAGCUGCCUCACUGGCUCACUCCUGGCGCUCUUGUUACACCCGGAAAGAAGGGAGAGAAAGAACUCGUCAACCUGUGGUGCUGACUGACCAUACACACCUGCAAAUGUAGAUCAGUUGGCAUAGCCCCCUCCUCAGGACUGCUGUCACCAGAUCCUUACACUAGCAAGAACAGCAGUGCUAUUUCUCUGCCUAGGAACAGUUAAGUGCUUCUUCUGCAUGACCAUAACCAAAGGGUGACCCAUCCACUCCCUUAUGUCCUAUGGGGACCUCAGAGCCAGUUUCUCAGUCUUCAUCUCCUCCUCCUCCUCUUACCACUGCUGCUGAUGCCCUGGGUGCUGCUCCCAGGUUUGAGACAUUGUUGACAGGCUGAAGAAAGGAAUUGCAAAGACCUCCUCACUGUGUAAAUAAAGUGAUGGCUGGAAUUAACUUCAACUCCCCAAGUAAUGAUAUUAAAUAAUAAGAUUGCUAGGCCAAAGCAUUAACAGGAGCAAAUUAGGAGAAAAGAGACUAUUUGCAUUUGGUUGCAAUGAAUGAGCUGAGACCAUCUGUGAAGAGCAGGUACCCUUUGAUUUGUGUAAUUUUUUCCUCAUGAAUGCAGUCUUUGUAGCCUGCAAGGUAGUCAUGAUUCUGAUCAAAUCUGUGAUUGCUACAGGAGAUAAAGGAAAAUAAAGGGUCUUGAUGGACAAAAAAAAACAAGGGCAUCAGCUGUUUCCUGGUUACAUUUUGAGAGUUUCAUCUAUUCUUAUGAGCAAAACAGUGGUUUGUGUCAAACAUUCCAGGCAUUGACAAAAUGUAGAUCUGUGGUUUUCCAAAGUAUAGAUACAGUGUUACAACUGUGUUGCCCUGUUCUGUGUCCAGGGGACUGUCCUCCAAAUGCAAAUGGCUUUGAACUUUCUAAUGAAAGUUGUGGCUACACUGUAAAUAAACCAAACCCUUUUUGCAUUAAGCAAUUGAAAACAAACAAAACCAUUUUGCAAAGCCAGUUGCAAAAUGGAGGUUGCAAUGGUGAGUGCAGACAGCUCUGGGUGCAACAGCCACAUGCCCUAUGGAUACGCGGCCCAAGCUCGGGCCCGUGAGAGAGAGCGCUUGGCACAGUCCAGAGCCGCAGCGGCUGCAGCUGUAGCAGCAGCAACAGCAGCCGUAGAAGGUGGGGCAACAGGCGGAGGUGGACCCUAUCACCACUACCAUCAGGAACAGAGUCGAGGUGCAUCCUCCUCUCAUGGUGGGAACGCAUCACGCAGCAGCGUGCCCCACCGCCAGAGUAGUAAGAGGCGGAAGAAAGGGAAAAAGAGGAGCCACCAUUUGGGAAGUAGGGAGUGCGGGGCCUCCUUCCCCUGUUCUGAGCUGCUGCCUCUCAGUGGUUCUGAAGAGAGAAUACUGAAGGACUUGAGUGAGGAGGAAGAGGAGGAUGAAGAGGAGGAUGAAGACGAUGAGGAAGAAGGAAAGCUCUACUACAGUGAUGACUAUGGGGAGGAUGAGUUUUCGUACUCGGACCAGCCACCUGAUGAUGGUGGAGGCCCUGGGGGUUACAGCUCUGUUCGCUACAGUGAGUACGACUGUUGUGAGCGUGUGGUAAUCAACGUGUCAGGACUGCGGUUUGAGACCCAGCUGAAGACAUUAGCUCAGUUCCCGGAGACACUGUUGGGUGAUCCAGCAAAGCGAGGGAGAUACUUUGACCCUCUCAGGAAUGAAUACUUCUUUGACAGGAACAGGCCCAGCUUUGAUGCCAUCCUGUACUACUACCAGAGUGGCGGUCGGCUGAAGAGGCCAGUCAAUGUACCCUUUGACAUCUUCACUGAGGAGGUGAAAUUCUACCAACUUGGGGAGGAGGCCAUGCUCAAGUUUAGGGAGGAUGAAGGGUUUGUCAAAGAGGAAGAGGUCAAAGCUUUGCCAGAGAAUGAGUUUAAGAGGCAGGUUUGGCUGCUGUUUGAGUACCCGGAAAGCUCCAGUCCAGCUAGAGGCAUUGCCAUUGUCUCUGUCUUGGUCAUCUUGAUCUCCAUCGUCAUCUUUUGUCUGGAGACUUUGCCAGAGUUCAGAGAUGACAAAGAAUUCAUCAUGUCGCUGAGCAUUGGGAAGGGGCAUUCCAAUGAGUCGCUUCACCUGAAUGCUGGGGAACAUACCAUCUUCAAUGACCCUUUUUUCAUUGUAGAGACAGUAUGCAUCAUUUGGUUCUCCUUUGAGUUUACAGUGCGCUGCUUUGCAUGUCCAAGCAAAGCACACUUCUUCAAGAACAUCAUGAACAUCAUAGACAUUGUUUCCAUCUUGCCUUACUUCAUUACUCUGGGCACUGACUUGGCACAGGAACAGGGCAGUAAUGGUCAACAGACCAUGUCUUUUGCCAUCCUGAGAAUCAUCCGUCUGGUCAGGGUGUUUCGCAUCUUCAAGCUCUCCAGGCACUCCAAGGGUUUGCAGAUCCUGGGUCAUACACUCAGGGCCAGCAUGAGGGAACUUGGCCUCCUCAUCUUUUUUCUUUUUAUUGGAGUCAUUUUGUUUUCCAGUGCCGUUUACUUCGCAGAAGCUGAUGAGCCUGCCACCCAUUUUCAAAGCAUCCCAGAUGCCUUUUGGUGGGCCGUAGUGACCAUGACUACGGUUGGUUAUGGGGACAUGAAACCCAUAACUGUGGGUGGGAAAAUAGUUGGGUCCCUGUGUGCCAUUGCAGGAGUGUUAACCAUUGCUUUACCAGUGCCAGUGAUUGUCUCCAAUUUUAACUAUUUCUACCACAGAGAGACUGAAAAUGAAGAACAAACACAGCUGAUGCAAAAUGCAGUCAGUUGCCCUUACCUCCCAACAAAUUUACUGAAGAAAUUUAGAAGCUCAUCAUCUUCAUCCACAGAGGAUAAAUCAGAGUAUUUGGAGAUGGAAGAAGGUGUUAAAGAAUCUCUUUGUGUAAAGGAGAAAAAAAGUCAGGACACGGGGAAUAGCAGUGAGUCAGAGAAGAAAAACUGUGUAAAUUCAAAUUCUGUGGAAACUGAUGUGUAAUUUUGAACGUUUCCAAAUAUAUUUAUGCAUUAAAGAGUGCAGUGAAAAUAAUGAAAUAUGCAAACAAGAGUCCACAGCAUACAGUAGUAUGCCAUUUAAAGGUUAAAUACAAAUAAAAAACAUUGCUAAAGUU
Messenger RNA from Melopsittacus undulatus (budgerigar), 3177 nucleotides. RefSeq names its product potassium voltage-gated channel subfamily A member 4 (gene KCNA4). NCBI's taxonomy places the organism in Eukaryota, Metazoa, Chordata, Aves, Psittaciformes, Psittaculidae. The record is from RefSeq and is a predicted model, not a curated record. The transcript has 2 exons. Gene Ontology annotation, cellular component: dendritic spine; voltage-gated potassium channel complex; membrane. The coding region runs from base 1056 to 3044 and encodes 662 amino acids. Gene Ontology annotation, biological process: potassium ion transmembrane transport; protein homooligomerization. Gene Ontology annotation, molecular function: protein binding; delayed rectifier potassium channel activity; potassium ion binding.